This is a messenger RNA of Morus notabilis, 1348 nucleotides long. RefSeq names its product metal tolerance protein 1. The record is from RefSeq and is a predicted model, not a curated record. The transcript has a single exon. Gene Ontology annotation, molecular function: zinc ion transmembrane transporter activity. Gene Ontology annotation, cellular component: plasma membrane; vacuole. NCBI's taxonomy places the organism in Eukaryota, Viridiplantae, Streptophyta, Magnoliopsida, Rosales, Moraceae. Gene Ontology annotation, biological process: zinc ion transmembrane transport. The coding region runs from base 1 to 1176 and encodes 391 amino acids.
AUGGAAGUGAAAAAUUCUUCACACGGGCACAUUAUUGAGAUCAGAGCGGAUGUUUCGUAUGGAGAGGGAACCAGUGGAGGGGCUAUUAAAAUUUGCGGAGAAGCGCCGUGUGGACUGUCUGAUGUGGGAUCCUACUCCAAGGAUGCAAAAGAACGGUCAGCUUCGAUGCGGAAGCUGCUAAUCGCGGUCUCACUUUGCCUUGUGUUCAUGAGUGUUGAAGUAGUUGGUGGGAUCAAAGCCAACAGUUUAGCUAUCUUAACAGAUGCAGCUCAUUUGCUGUCGGAUGUUGCAGCCUUUGCAAUCUCAUUGUUUUCCUUGUGGGCCGCUGGCUGGGACGCCACUCCUCGCCAGUCAUACGGGUUUUUCAGGGUGGAAAUUCUCGGCACGCUCAUCUCCAUCCAGCUCAUAUGGUUGCUUGCUGGGAUAUUGGUUUAUGAAGCCAUUGUCAGACUCAUUCAUGAGACGUCUGAAGUGAAUGGCUUUCUAAUGUUCAUCGUUGCGGCAUUUGGACUAGUUGUUAAUGUCAUUAUGGUGCUAUUGCUAGGCCAUGAUCAUGGCCAUGGACAUGGCGAACAUGACCAUGGUGUCGGCCAUAGUCAUGGACUCACAGUUUCUUCUCAUCAUCCUCAUCAGGAGGAACACGCAAAGGAUGAUCAGCCUGAUCAUGCUCAUGAAGAUCAUUCGCACCAUCAUGAUUGCGAAGAAGAUCAUGUUGAGCCAUUGUUGGAUAAACCGAAGCGAAGGAACAUAAACGUCCAAGGAGCUUAUCUCCAUGUGAUAGGGGAUUCAAUCCAGAGCAUUGGGGUAAUGAUUGGUGGGGGAAUCAUAUGGUACAAGCCGCAAUGGAAGAUAGUCGAUUUGAUCUGCACACUAGUAUUUUCAGUCCUUGUUUUGGGGACAACAAUCAAGAUGCUGAGGAGCAUACUUGAAGUCCUGAUGGAGAGCACGCCUAGAGAAAUCGACGCCACGAAACUCGAACAAGGGCUGAUAGAGAUGGAAGAAGUUGUGGCCAUUCAUGAGCUGCAUAUAUGGGCCAUAACAGUGGGGAAGAUCCUUCUUGCUUGCCAUGUCAAGAUCAGACCAGAAGCUAAUGCAGACGUGGUGCUGGACAAUGUUAUAGAUUAUAUCAGAAGGGAGUAUAACAUCAGUCAUGUUACUAUACAAAUUGAGCGUUAGAGGGCUCUCCACUGAUUUCUCUAGGUGUCACAAUUUGAUGUAUUUAAGUGCAAUUCUUUGCAACAUUAUGUUUUUCAUGUUCUGUGAAUUUUGUCUCGAAUUAAGGGCACACAUAUGUGCCACUAAGUGUGUAUGUGUGUGUAUAUAUAGACACUCAAACAAUCUAUGAUAA